Felis catus (domestic cat) is the source of this 4068-nucleotide messenger RNA. RefSeq names its product transcription factor SPT20 homolog. The record is from RefSeq and is a predicted model, not a curated record. The transcript is spliced from 3 exons. Gene Ontology annotation, biological process: regulation of transcription by RNA polymerase II. Lineage: Eukaryota; Metazoa; Chordata; Mammalia; Carnivora; Felidae. Gene Ontology annotation, cellular component: SAGA complex. Bases 389 to 2665 code for a protein of 758 amino acids. Gene Ontology annotation, molecular function: transcription coregulator activity.
CUGAGGCAGCACGCACGCGCACUGAGGCAGCACGCACGCGCACUGAGGCAGCACGCACGCGCACUGAGGCAGCACGCACGCGCGCUGAGGCUAUGUAGCUUGACCCCUCUGCGUCAACUUCCAGCCUAGCCAAGGGCCACGACGUAAGGCCCGGUACAGAGGCUACGGCCUGUACAGACACAGGUAUUUUGGGAGACUGCCAAGAAUUCUGUGAUUUGUUUUCUUGCUGGCGGGUUUCUUGGUAUUAAUUGUGAAGUUAGGCUGGUGGCUCCAGUGUGGAGUUGGGACAUUCGGCAGACCUAUACAUUUGUAUCAGAGACACUAUUUUUAUCCCGCUCAUCAAGGCACUUGCAGUUUCCCUUCUUUUUAGGGCCCCUGUUGCCCCACGAUGCAACAGUCUUUAGAACAAGCUCUGGACUGUGCGGAGUAUGUCAUUGCCAGUGCCCAGCAGAGGCCUCCUAAAAGGAAAGGCUCAGCGAGUGGGGGCGCAUCUCUGGAUGAAAAACUUUAUGACCUGUAUGUGGAAGAAUGCGGGAAAGAGCCUGAAGCUACGGAGGAAUUAAGAAGCAACGUGAACUUGUUGGAGAAGCUCCUGAGGAGAGAGUCGUUGCCCUGCUUAGUGGUCAACCUAUACCCAGGAAAGGAGGGCUAUUCGCUGAUGCUCGAGGGCGAAAAUGGAUCCUAUUCGGAGACCAUUCGACUGCCUUACGAGGAAGGGGAGUUGCUCGAAUACUUGGAUGCUGAACAAUUACCUCCUGCUCUGGUGGAUCUCCUGGAAAAAUCUCAGGUUAACUUUUUUCACUCUGGGUGUGUCAUAGCCCAGGUACGGGACUACCGGCAGUGCAGUCGGGAACCUCCCGGCUACGCGAGCAGGCAUGUUCUCCUGCGGCCAACGAUGCAGACGUUAGCCUGCGACGUGCAGUCCAUGACCGGCGAUGACCAGACCUGGACCCAGGAAGACAGGUUUUUGCUGGAGAGCCAGCUGAUCUUAGCCACGGCCGAACCGCUGUGUCUUGAUCCUUCUGUAUCCGUAUCCUGCACUGCAAACAGGCUGCUCUAUAACAAGCAAAAGAUGAACACUGGCCCCAUGAAAAGGAGCUUCAAGAGGUAUUCUGCACCCUCCCUGAACCGGCAGCAGGAGCUGUCUCAUCGUCCACCUCCUCCUGAGCUGAGAGUAUGGCCUUCUUACAAAAAAAGCAGAGAAAGUACAACAAGUGAGAAUUGUGACUUUGUAAUUUCUAAACCGGGGAAUUAUGUAGAUACGUGGAAACAGAGACCCUGUGACUUGGCUGUACCUUCUGAAGUGGACGUGCAGAAAUAUGCUAAAUGGGAGAAGUUUGUCAAAUAUGAUGAGUCACAACCAACAGACUGGCCAGCCCACGAGGCAAAAGAUGAUUUUGAAUUUGGAUAUGAAGGUGGCGAUGAGUCUCAAAGCCCGCCAGCCUUCAUGCAGUCACUUAAUGAUCCACUUAUCUCUGGUAAAAGAAGGGUACGUAAAAAAAUCAGAUAUGAAAGACAGGCAUCCCCUCCGCACUCCUCCACAGGUGACCAUUCAACUAGUGUUCUGCCUAGGUCAAAGAGUGAUGCUGGGAGGGAAGUCACUGUGUCACAGAGCUCCAGUGGCUCAGCCAGCCUCAGCCAGCUGCCUCCAGGGAAAGAAACAGAAGAGCCUGAUAUCCUGUGUGUUCAGUCUUCAGUCCUGGGGAAGGCAGUCAGCCAUCCAUCUCCAGCCAUCAAACCUCCCUCAAGCUCAGGAAAGACUUGGUCAGGUAACAGUUUUACUCCAUGGCAGGGAAGCAGCUUUCUUAAAUCUCCAUCUCCUGCUCCAGCUUCUAAGCCACCAAGUCCUUCCCAGAAAUCCCCUGUGGAAGUGAAUCCAAUCAGCACAUUUCCUGUGGCCACUCUGUCUACCACCAGCUCUCUACAAAGAACCCUGGCCACCCAGGUCAUGGCCAAUUCUGCUGGCCCCAACAUCAUCCAAGUGGUGGGCCCUGUCAGUGGAGUCCAGGCUUGGGCAAGGGAUUCCAGCCUUGGGCAGGGCUCUACCACUGGGGCCACAGCUCCUGCGGGAAUCAAGCCCAGUAACCUGCCCUCAGGAUCUUGGCCACCAAAUGUAGGGCCCACGGCACUGCAGCCUCCUUCUCAAGCAGGUGCUCAGUUUUUUUUUAAAGAUGCCCCAAGUAUCAGGCCAGUAAGCAUGUUCCAGCUUCCACAAGGUUCAUACCUUUUGAACACCCAGCAACUGAACACACAGCAACAGCCUCAGCAGCAGUGGCUCUAUCAGCUGAUUCCACAACAACAACUUCAACAACCUACAGCUUCCAGUCAGCAGCCCACAGCUCCUCAUCCUCAGCAGCCAGUAUCACAGGGUUCAAGUGCACAAGGGUCAACCAGUCAGAGAACAGCCUUAUCUGCUCAGCAAGCUGUUGUCCUUAACCUUGCUGGAGCACAAAGUUUGCUGCAGCCCCUGCAGGCAGCUGUGUUGUCUCCACUUGGCUGUGUGGAGAGCCAGAGAAGACCUGAGCAGAGCGGCUCUCAGCACACACUGCAGCUGUCCUCUGCCUUACGAGCUGCAGCCCCAGCAGCAGGUACAGCUGAGAAUUCUGCCACACCCGGUGCCUCUGACAACAGUGGCCGCCCCAACAGCUCAGCCACAUCCAUCUAGCGAGCAGACAGCAAAUCAGUCAACAGGUAAAAUGAAGAAAGGCACACCAACCACUCCAAAAUCCUAGAUCUUGCAUUACAUUUCCCUCUCUCUUUUAAACAAAACAAAACAACAUUGAAGCAAAGGGUUUCUGACUUUUUACUUCAUCUUUGUCUUUGAUGUCUCAGUAUUUUACACUGCUAGGUAAACAAACCAUACAGAAGCCCAACCCUGUGCUUUUUAAAUAAAGACAGUGGAGUGAUUUAAUGAAAAACAAAAUGAAUGGACUUUGAUAUUAGCCACCAUGAGGUCAGUAUCCCAUCUCUGCAAUUAACUAACCUUAAACCUGUUUCUUAAGUGGCUCUCCAGUUCCUUAUCUGUAAAAUGGGAAUAGGAAUAUUCCCUUCUUAAGUUUAUUGUCAAGGUUAAUAUAAGAUAUAUUAAAUACUGAAAUUUAAAUUAAUUUUAAUGAAUACAAAUGUUAAAUAUUUGAAAGAAAGAAACAUAAGUACUUAAGCUGAAAAUGAACUACAGUAAUAAUAUUAGUGCAAAUAAUAGUUUUGUUGCAUUACAUAAAAGCCGACCUUGGAAGCAAGAGCAAAUACACCAUAUGAAUUUAAUUCCUCACAAAGAACCACCCUAGACUUUUAAAUGCACCCACGCACACACCCACACCCACACACCUCUCUUAGGUUUUCAAGUUAUAUAGAUAUAGGUACAGUUAUAGACAUAUAGAUCCAGAUCCAGAUAUAGAGAUUUUAAUCCUCUAUUAAAUAAAGAGUAACCCUUUUACUCUACCUAGAUGGCCCACAUGGUGAAUUCUCUCUCUGAUAAAACUGGAUGCAUUAGGCACUUGUAAUUCGUUCCUCAGUAAUUGAGGGAUGAUUGGGAUAUAUGACUCAAUAUCAUUUGCCAGACAAUAUUCGUCCAAUGCAUUAUUCAUGUGGUGCUUAUUAUUUUACAAACACUUCAUAAUAUACAAAUGCACCUGCUGUCUGUCUCUUGCUCCCCUAUUCCAUCUUCCUCCUCUAGUCUGUCUCAAUUAUUUUGUCCCCAUCAGACAAUAACCACUAGAGAGAAAAAGUAAAAGUUUCUUGACUUAGAAUGGACACAUGAAUGAAAAAUGCUAAGUUUAGAUGAACUGUGAAACAAAUUACAACAGGUAAUUAUAGGGAAAAGAAUAGAUGACUGUGAUAUGAAAUUACCUUAAAAAUAGCUGCUAAUUAAAAGUGAUUUCUGCAGCUCCUAAACAAUAUAUUUUAUGAUAACAUUGUAAGGCAAGAAGGUAAAUGACUACAUUGAAAUCCCCUCAUUGCCAAAUUUGGAUGAAUUCAUAAAUGUGGAUAAUACUUUAAAAAUACUUAGAUGCAGGGCGCCUGGGUGGCUCAGUCGAUUAAGCAUCCAACUCUUGAAUUCAGCUCAGG